Molecule: messenger RNA, 339 nt
Organism: Branchiostoma floridae (Florida lancelet)
Lineage: Eukaryota; Metazoa; Chordata; Leptocardii; Amphioxiformes; Branchiostomatidae
Product: techylectin-5A-like
Exons: 1
Coding region: 1-339 (112 amino acids)
Source: RefSeq, a predicted model, not a curated record
AUGUAUGACGUACCGUUCCCAUCCAGGGUGUCCAGUGAGGCGGACGGGUACCGCCUGCACAUUUCUGGUUAUUCUGGUACCGCGGGAGAUUCCAUGGCUUACAACAACGGGCAGAGGUUCUCCACUGUGGACAGGGACAAUGAUGUCAGCAGCGGCCAUUGUUCUCAGCAGUACGGACAGGUCGGCUGGUGGUUUAGGCACUGCGGCUACUCCUACCUCAACGGCCGCUACCUGGACAACUGUGGGUACUUCUGUCCAUCCGUGCAAGGUGUGGUGUGGUACGGCUGGAGAGGCUAUUAUUACUCCCUGAAGUCAGUGUCUAUGAAAAUCAGGCCAUAA